AUGCAUGCGUCGGAGGCCCACAGGCGCUGUAGCAGCACAGAUGCCCUAAGGAAAGUGCAGCAGAGGGAGCAGGUGCCGGUGCUGCAGCAGCAGCAGCUGCACGCAGGGCAUCUCAUUUUUUCCACUUUCGCUGCUACCCAAGCUGCUGCCGCUGCUGAUGCCUCCACUCCUCAGCAGCAUCGGCAGCAGCAGCAGCAGCAGCAGAAGUUGCCGGGCACGGCGGGAACGAGCCAGUGGAAAACUUCAGCACCAUGUCAACAGCUGCGCAGCGAGUUAGCUUUUUUCCAGCAGCAAACCGGUUUGCUGCGCGUUGAGCUACACAAGGCUGAGCGGGAAAUUCAGGGAAAAAGGAAUGAAUUGAGGGAGAGAGACGCACAAAUUCAAGUGCUUCAGGCCCAAGUCAAAACUCUGACAUCCCAGCUGAAUUGGCUUGCUGCUGCUGCUGCCGCUCGGCAGCCAGGCUAUACAGCAGCUACGCCAGGCGCAUUCACACCAACUGGGGAUCAUGCAGCAACAAGCAGUGCAACAGCUGCAGAUGCAGCAGCAGCAGCAGCUGGAAAGUGCUUGGAUCCGGAAAGCCAGAGUAGUGGCUGGAAGGACUCAGUCACCAAGCGAGAUGCAUGGCGAGAUGGCUCUGCUUGCUCAGAAGGAACUGCAGCACCUUCGACGACAGCAACAUCGCUUCAGCAAACCGGUGCUGAAUCCCAGGGCCAGUCUAAUUGUCGCAGCAGCAGCCGCAGCAGCAGUAGCAGCAGCUGGAUGCAGCAAGAUGAACAGAAUCUGGCUGCUUCAGCAGCAACCGCAGCAGUAACAGCGGGAAGCAGCUCACUAAAUACUGAGCGGCUGCAGCUCAAGGCUGCCAGAGAAAGUUAUGAAAGGGAACAAAAGGAACUGCUGCGGCUUCGGCAGCAGCUGCAGCAGAAGGCAGCGGAAAUGCAACCGCUCCUAAGGUUCAGACGACGUGCUUCCCGCAAGAUCCGCCAGCUAGCCGCAGAGCUGCAGCAACAGCAGCAGCAUUCAGCAGCAAAGGAGCAGCAGCUCCUGCAUAAGGCACAAGAGGCUGUGCUGCUGCGCGGAGCCUUGCGGAGCAAACGGCAGGAUCUGCUGCGCUGCUGCGGCAGUGACGAGUCGCUGCAGCAUUUGCAGCAACAGUUGCUGCAAUGGGUUGAUGACGCAGCAGCAAGCGCAGCAGCCCGCGCGCGUGAAGCACGGAAAGGGCAUGUCACACGCAUUGCCGCUCAGCAGCGGUUGCUGCUGCUCUCUCUCUCGGGAAGCAGCAGCGGCACCAGCAGCAGCAAACGCCGUCGACUUCUGCGGGAAUCUUACCUUGCGUCAAGCGGUUCUGCUGCUUCUGCAUUUGGGAAAGACGCGCUGUCGCCCAAGGAGCUGCACAAACAGCUCGCAGUUGUUCGCCUAAUCAGUCGACGCCGCGCGCACCGAUUGAAGGCAGUUGAAGGGGAGAGACUGCUGCUGCAGGAGCGCGUGCAUUCCUUAGAACAGCAGCUGCAGCAGCAGCAGCAAACUCGCUUUGAUGGAGCUACGACGGCUGCGCACGCGCAGGAUCGCACAGCCACAGAAGGUCAGGGCUCUUGGCAGUCUACUCCAGACGCUGCAGCAGCGCAGCGGCAGCAGCAGAUCACGGAAAAUGCAGGCAAGAGCGCUAAUUUCGUUGAACACCCGCUGCCGCAGCCACCAGCAGCAGAGCUAGAGGCGCAGCUGGAAACGAUGAGGGAGACGCACAACCUGCUGCUUUCUCGGACGGAAACUGUCAUGAGGCAUCUUAAUGAGAUUACCCGCCAGUAUACGCUGCUGCAGCAGCAGCACGAAGAUUUGUUGCAGCAGCAUGAAGAAUUGCAGCAGCAGCACGAGGAGCUCCAGCAGCGGCAGCAGCAGCAGCAACAACGGCAACAGGAGCAGCAGCCCCAAGUUAUAGUCACUCCACAAGGGGAGCUUCAGCAACGCGAGAAUGCUGCACGGCAUAGGCUCGAGUUGCUGCAGCAACAGGCAGAAGCUCUGCAUCAGGAAGUCCUACGACGGCAGCAGCAGCUGGAGAAGCAGCAGCUUCAACAACGGCUGGAGCAACAGCGACAGCACCAGCAGCAAGCCCCGCAGCAUGUGCACAAACUGCUGCAGCACGAUGAAGCAGCUGAACGUGAGGCUGUAACAUCAGCAAAUGAGGAAGCAGCAGUGCUUCAGCAGAGGAGACAGGAGCUGCUGCUGCAGGAACAGCAACUGGUGGCGCGUGAGGCUGCAGCGCAGCAGCAGCAAACUGAACUCCAGCAGCAACGCAUGCAGCUGCAGCAGCAGCAGGCACAGCUGCAGCAACAGGAGCGCGAGUUGCAAAGGCAGCAAGCGUUGCUGCGGGAGCAGCAGAAGCAGCAGCUGGAACAGAAGGAGCAGCUGCAGCUGCAGCAGCUCCAACUCGAAGAGCACAGGCAGCUGUUGCAAAAGCAGGAGUUCGAACUGCAGCAGGAGCAACAGGAACGGCAGCUUGCUGCUGCGAAGGAUCAAGACUUAAUGCAGCAGCAGCAGCAAAUUGACGACCAGAAUACGCAGCUGCAGCAUCUGGAGUUGCAGCUGGAAGAGCUGAAACAGCUGGUGCAGCAACAGCAACAGCUACUGCACCAACAAGAGGAGCAGCUUCAGCUACAAGAGCAGCAGCUGCAACAGCAAGAGCAUCAGCUGCAGCAACAGGAACAGGAGCUCCUUCAGCGGGACUCAGAAUUACAGCAGCAAGAGCGACAGAGCGAAGAGAUAGAGCAGCUGCGACAGCAGGCGCAGCAGCAGGAGCAGCAGCUGCAGCAGCAAGAGCAGCAGCUGCAGCAUCAACAGAAGCAACUGCAGCAGCAAGAGAAGCAGGUGCAGCUGCUGAAGCAUCAGCUGCAGGACCAUGACCGGCUAGUGCAAUUGCAAGAGCAGCACAAACAGCCGCCGGGGAAUUCCCAGCAGCUGCUGCCAGGAAACAACUCAGAAGCAACAGCUUUGUUGCAGCAGCUGCAGCAAGACAAUAUGCAGUUGCAAGGCGACAUAAGGUUACUCCAGCAACAACUAGAGGCUAGCGCUGCAGCACAGCAGCUGUUGCUGGGCAAGGCAGAGCAGCAGCAGCAGCUGCUGCUUACAGCAGCGGAGGAGAAGUCAGAGCUGCAGCGGCGAGCUGAAGCCUUCAAAAAGGAGGCCGCAGCAGCAGCAGCCACAGAAGACGCACUGCGCAGCAAGUGCGAAGAGCUAUCAAUCCGGUUGAGAGACGCCGAGGAAAAUUCUGCAGCAGCAGCAGAAGGGGAGCAACAGCUGCAGCGGGAAGUGCAACAAAUGCAGCAAGACCUGGCGGCGCUCACUGAGAGGCUAGCAACUACAGAGAGGCAACAACUGCAGCAGCUGCAGCACCAGCUGCAGCAGCAGGGUGAAACUGCAGACGGUGCGCCAGCCAGUAACCAGGUCAGCCGCAUACAGCAAAUCGUGGAGUUGCAGCAAUUGCAGUUGCAACAGAAGCAGCAGCAGCUGCAGGAACAGCAGCUGCUAAUAGAGGAGCUCCAAGCCAAACAGAAGGACACAGAAAACGAACUUGAACGAUGCAGCAGGGAAAACGAGCAACAGCAGCAGUUGCUGCUGCAGCAGCUGGAACAAGAGAGACAACAAGCUGUUGCAGCAGCGGCUCGAUACGCGCAACUGCAACAGGAGUACACGCACAAAACUCUAGAUCUCGAACGGUCUCUGUCGAAGGAAGCUGCGCUGCUCCAGCAGCAGCGGGAAACGCAAGCGGAGCUACUGCAGCAGCAAAAGGAACAGCUACAGCAGCAAGCGGAAGACUUGCGCCAUGCACUUCAGAUGCAGCAGAUAACGAGCAAGUCGCUUCAGGAUCAGUUGCAGCAGCAGCAGCAAGGAGCCGAUGAGGCUCGAGCUGCGGCAAAAAAGCUCGAGGAGAUCUGUGUACAGCUGAGGGAGCAGCUGCAGCAGCAAACGGCGGAGUUCGAGCAGCUGCAGCAGCAGCACAGCAAUUUGCUUCUACAGCAACAACAGCAAGCUUGCGAGGUGGAGCAGCUACAGCAGAAACACACUGACUUGCUGCAGCAACACUCGUUGCUGCAGCAGCAAUUGCGUCAGUCCGCCAGUGAGCUUUCCAGCCUGCAGUCUCUAGCUGAGACUCUGCAGCAGCGCCCUACGCUGUCUCUUCAGCAGCAGCACUUAGAGGCAGCAGAACUCCAGCAGCAAGUAACAGCAACAGCUGAUGCUGCCAAACUUCGACAGGAGCAUCUGGGGCAAAACGACGCAGCAGCAGAGGAGCAGCAGCAACGGGAGGAGGACCAGAUAUCUCUGGAAAGGCAGCUACAGAACUUGCAGCAGCUGCACCAGGAUUUACAGGAAGCAUUCGCCGCUGCCCAGCAGCAGCAGCAGCAGCUGCAGCAACUGUACGAACGCCAGUCUGUAGAGCUUGUUCGCGCAGUGCAACGAGCAGGGCGUGCGGAGGCGGAGCGGCGGCUGCUGCAGCAGCAGCUGGAGGCAAGGCAGAAGCACGGCAGCAGCGCACAGCAGCUGCAGCAGGAGGCACAUGAGAAUCAACUACGGGCUCUCAAGCAGGACCUCCGGAACAGCCAGGCAGAAGCUGCAGAUAUUGCUGAGAAACUGGCUGCAACGGAGCAGCGACUGCAGGAGGUGCAGCAGCAGCUGCAGCAGCAGGCAGCAAGCGAGAGGGCCGCAGCAGCGCAGCAGCUACAGCGCAAGACAGAGCUUUUACAGGCAGAACAGCAGCAGAAAGAGCAGCUGCAGCAGCAAGUCGCAGCAGCACAGCUUGAAAACCAGCAGCUGCAGCUGCUUCUGCAGCAGGAGUGCAGUCGCUCAAGUGAGUUAAUGCAGCAGAAUGCUGCAGCUGGGGACUUGAGGGCUGAACUGUCUGCUGAGGCGGCGAGUCUGAGAGAGCAACUGCAGCAGCAGCAGCUGUUGCAGCAACAACACCAAAAGGAACAGGAAGCUGUACUGCAGCAGUUGCAGCAGCUACAGCAGCAAGCUGCUGCUGAGGGAGAGGAAACGCAGAGGCGCCACGCGGAGCAGCAACAGAUCCUGCAAGAAUCCCUCCAGAAGGCGCAGCAAGCUGAAGCCGAAAGUCGUGCUGCGCUGCAGCAGGAGGUGCUCCGGCUGCAGGAGCAGCAGCAGCAGCUGCUGCUGCAGCAGCGGCAGCAUGCGGAGGAGAGAGAGCAGCGGCAGCAGACGCGUGAACAGGAGCUCCUGCAGAAGCUAGCAGGACAGCAGCAGCAGCAGGAGCUACUCGAGCAAGACCUGCAGCACUUGCGGCAAACCAACGAGCAGCUGGUGCAGGAGCUGCAGAAUUCCGAAACAAAAUGCGGAGAAUUUGCUGCGCUGCUGCAGGAAGCAGAAGAACGAUACCACUUGCUGGCGAACGAAGCAGAAAGGCAGUACACAGAGCUGCAGCAGCAAGCUGCAGAGCUCCGCAUGCGUUUGGACGCUUCCCUGCAUGCAGCUGCAGCAGCAAAGGACGAGCACAAGCAGCAGCAACUCCUUGCUGACCAGCUUCGCAAACGCGUAGAUCAGCAGCAACAGCAGCAGCAAGAGGUAGCUGAAGCACAUGCGCGCAACACUGAGCAGCAGCAACAGCAGCACGAGCAGAAACUGCAGCAACAGCAGCAGCAACACGAACAGCAGCUUCAAGAGUGGCAGAAGCAGGCAGAAGAUCAGGCAAAACAGCAGCAGAAGCAGAUUGAGGAGAUGAUGCAACAACAAGAGCAGCUGGCCAAGUCUCUAGCAGAGACACGGGAACGUAGCAGCAAGGAGCAGCAGCAACUGCUGCACCUGCAACAUGAAAAUCGGCAGCUGCAGCAGAAAUUAGAUGAAGCUGUUGCCACUCUUGAGAAACGCAGAGCUGAUUUGGCGAAGCAGGAGGAAGAGCAGCAAAAGCUCAUUGCUCAGUUGAAACAGCAGCAGACACUAGCAGUGCAGCAGACAUCCUUGCUAGAGGAGCACCAGCAGCAGGAAGUGCUGCUGCUGCAACGGCUACAGCAACAAAACGAGUUAAACCAGCAGCAAACAGAACAACAGAAGGAAGCUGAGGUGUCAAUUGGGGAGUACCGGCGACAGGCGCAACUGCUACAGCAGCAGCUGCAGCAGCAACAGCAGCUAACGCAACAGCAGCAGAAGCAGAUCCAACAGCAACAGCAGCAGCUCCAACAGAUGCAAGCACAACUAAAGCAGCGUUCAAAAAGUUUAGAAGAGGUACAGCAGCAACUAAAAUCGCAGCAGCUGCAGCUAGAGCAGCAGCAGGAACAUAUCAAGCUGCAGCAGCUUCAGCUGGAGGAACAAAGGCGGGCUGCCGAGCAGCAUCAGCAGGAAGCAGCGGAAAAGGAGCAACAGCAACAAAAAUUGCUGCUGCAGAGCCGCAGUGAAUACCAGCGCGUCUGUGCUGCCGAGAUGGAGGCCAGACAGCAACUGCAGCAGCAGCAACAGCAGCACGCUGCAGAGGCCGAGCAGCAGCUGGAACAGGAGCAGUUAGCACAGCAGCAGCGCCUGCUGCUUGAAAACCGGCUGCAGAAGAUGGCAGCAACUGCAGCAGAGCAGAGCGACGAAAUACAAAGGCUUUUACUCUCUCAGUCCCGCGCAGCAGCAGAUGUAAAACAGAUGCAGGACCAGCGGCAGCAGCUGCAGCAGCAGCUGCAGCAGCUCCGGGAGGAGCAGCAGCAGCAGGAGAAGCAAGCUGCAGCGUCCCUAGCUGCCACGGAGGCCGAGCUUACUGCAACAAAGCAACAGCUGACAUUGAACAAAGAAGCGCAGCAGCUACAACAGCAGCAGCUAGAAGAACUUCAGCAGCUGCUGCGGGACACGCAACAGGGCCUUGCUGCUGCCCAGACUGAAGUGGCGGCUUCUAAGCAGAGAGAAGAGAGUGCAGACAGGCAGCAACAGCAGCAGCAGGCGUUCCUGCAGCAGAUGCAGCAGCAGCUCGAUAGGCAGCGGCAGCUAGCCAACUCCAGAUAUGAAGAGAACCUGUCGCUGCAGAAGCAGCUGCAGCAACAGAGGGCAGCAGCAGCAAAGGAGCUACAGCAACAGCAGACAGACGCCGAACAGCGACACGCGCAGCAAGUGCAGCAGCUACAGCGGCAAAUGCAGCAGCAGGCCCAACAACACGAAAAGCAAGAUAGUCAGCUGCAAAAUCAGUUGAAGGAGCUUCAGCAGCAACACGCGAAGCUGCAGCGAGACCAGCAGCAGCAGCAGCGUGCUCUGGAGGCCAAGGAAAAAUCGCUGCAGCAGCAGGUGCAGCAGCUGCAGGAACAGCUGCAGCAGCAACAACGCCACGCCGCAGACAUCGCCAGUCAAGCAGAAAAGGCUGCAGCGACAGCAGCAACACAAGCAGCGGAGCUGCAGCGACUGCAACAGGCUUAUAAGGAAGCCCUCGAGGAGGUCGAUCACCUGCAGCAGCAAACAGGACAAUUGGAGCAGCAAUUGCAGCUCGCAGAGCAGCAACAGCUGCUGUUGCAGCAGCAGCAGGAAGAGGAGCAGCGAACCAUGGCUGAAGCCCUCGAUUUGCACCGCCAGUCAGCAGCAAAUGCAGAACAGCGGAGAGACGAGCUGUAUGCUCAGCUGCAACAACUGAGGCAGCAACAGCAGCAGCAGCAAACUGAGCUACGGACCCUGGCAGCAGAAAAGCAAGAGCUGCUGCAGCAGGUAGAAGAAGCAACAAAGGCUCAAGAUAAUCUAAGCACACAGCUGUCGGCAGCACAGGCAGCAACAGAUUUGCUGCAGGAACAAAACAAGCGAUUGGAUGAACAGCUUCAACAGCUUCCGGCCUUGCAAGAGGCGGCGCAGCAACGGCAGAUGCUGCAGCAGCAGCACCAGCAGUGGCUGACGCAGCAGCGGCAGCAGCAGCAACAGCUGAGAGCAGAAAAAGACAGACUGGAGCAAGACCAGCGGGCCUUAAAGAGACAGAUGCGGCUCCAGGAGCAGCAAAUCGCCUCGCUGCAGCAGCAAAUGCAGGCAGCUGAUGCUGCAGCAGCAGCGAGGGAGGAACAGCAGCAGCAGCAAUGCGAUUCGCAGCAGUUACAGCUAGAGGACCUUGAGAGGCAGCAACAACAGCAACAGCAGCAGCUGCAGCAGUGUAAAGCUCAGCUUGAAGAGGUGCAACUGGCAGCAAGAGAAAAGGACAAGCAAAUCCAGGCACUCACAGAGGAACGAGACCAGCUGCAGCAGGAACUGGAACAGCAGCAGCUGCAGAGACACCAGCAGGAGCUAAGUGAAGCCCGCGAGCAGCUGGCAGAGGCAGCUGAGGCGGAGCAGCAGCUACAAGACCUGCGGCGGGCAGCAGCUGCUGCAGAACAGCAGCUAGCCAGAGUUACAAGGCAGCGUGAUUCCCUCGAGGCAGCGAAGCAGCAACUGCAGCAGCAGCUGCAGGCGCACGUAGGGAGGCUCGAGCUGCAACUAAAGGAACAGCAGCAGCAGCAACAACAGUUGAAGCUAGAGUUAGAGCAGAAGGAACAGCAGUGCGAAGACAUGGAAAAUCGCCUGCAGCAGGAGCAGCAGCAAUGGAGACAGCAGCAGAACAGCUGGGAAGAGACGCAGCAGCGGCUACAGCAGCAACUGCAGCUCGCUGCUGCUGAUCGCGAGAGGCUUCAGCAGGAGAAGGAGCUGCUAGAGGCGGAAGGACAGAGGGCUGAAGGCGCAGCGCUGGAGCAGUCCAGAAUGCUCGAGAAGCAGCAGCAGCAGCAGCUGCUUCAGCAGCAGCAGCAGCUUAGUGAGUUGCAGCACCAAAUUCGCAUGCAGCAAAUGCAGCAGCAGCAGCAGCAGCGUGAAGUCGCCUAUUGGAGUGGCCGAGCGGAGACAGCCGAGCAGCAGCUAGCGGCGAAACGGCAACAGAUGUCUGAGCUGCAGCAACAACUGCAGCAGCAGCGACAACAGCACCAAGCGCUGCUGCUGCAGCAGAAUACAGAGAGGCAGCAGCUCGCCGAAGAGCUUACUCAAAGUCGCCUGCAACUAGACGCAGAGGCUGUGGCGCAGCAACAACUGAUGCUGCAGCAGCAGCAAGCAGCAGCAGCAAAGGAAGAGAUCGCACUUCUCGAGGAUCGCCUGACAGCUGAGACCUCGCGUGCUGCUUCUCUUGCUGCUGAAGCUGAAAAUGCUCAUCAGUUGCUGCUGCAGCAGCAGCAAGAGACGGCUCGAGUGUCAGCACGCCUUGCAGCAGUCGAAUCAAAAUAUGGUGCUUUGGCGGCGUUCCAGCAGCAGCAACAGAGGCAAUUCCAGGAGCAGCAGCAGAGGCUCCUUCAGCAGCAGCAGCAGCGGCAGUCGCCAGAGGCAGGAGCACCUGUUGCUGCUUCUUUGCAGGCGGAAGUGGAUGGGCUGCGAUCUCUGUUGCAUGCGGCGCAGCAGAGCAACGCUGAAACGCUGCAGCAGCAGCAACAGUUGCUGCAGCAACAGCGUGAAGAUGCAGCGAAGCUAAACGAAGCUCUAUUUCAGCUGCAGCAGCAGCAGACACUUGCGCAGAGAGAGCAACAAAAGGCGCAACGGUUGCAGCAGCAGCUCGAGCAGCAGCAGCAAGACAUGCAACGGCUACAACAGAUCACCACUGAGCUUGAAGCAUACACGCGGGAUCUCUUGUUACAGCAACAGCAGCACCAACUCCAGCAGCAGCAGCAGCAGCAGCAACCGGCAAUUUCCAUCAGUCAACAGGGGGCGGUCGAGAGCGACCUUGCUGUUCUCUCUGGCACGGUCAGGGAACUGCUGCGGCGGAUGGAGCAGCAGCAGCAAAUGCUGCAGCAACAGAACUUGUUACUCGAGGAGUCGCGCAUGCAGCAGCAGCAAAUGCAGGAGUCGCGCCUGCAGGUGCAGCAACAGCAGCAGAGGAACCUGAACGACAGCAUCGCAGCAGCACCGGUGUCCGCUAUUGACACGUUUUUGCAGCGGCGCUGUAGAGAGCAGCAGCAGCAGAUCCUGCUGUUGCAGCAGCAGCUUCAGCAUGCUGAAGAGGAGGUUGCAUUCAUACGGCAGCAGCAGCAGCAGCAGAUCCUAAACACCAGCGCUUUCGGGGAGCAACAGCAGCAGCAGGUGCUGCUGUUGCAGCAGCUGCAGACGGAAGCAGCAAAUCUGCGUAGGCAACUGGGACGCGAGCAGCAGGCAAAAGCAGCAGAAGCUGCAGAAGCAGCAGGGCUGCGGGAGCAGUUGCUAGCGCUGCGACGCCGGCAGCAGCAGCAGCAAACCACAGCGCUGGAGCAGCAAGAAGCUCUUGCUGCAGCCGCGAUUCGGGAGCGCCAGACUGAGCUUUUGCUGCAGCAGGAGCAGCAGCAGCGACAGCAGCUGGAAUUGCUGCUGCGUAACAUAGAGAGCAACAGCGAGGCCGAUAAGUUGACGCUGCAGCAGCAGGUGCGGCUGCUCGAAGGACGCUGUCAGGUGCUGCAACAGGAAGCUACGCUGCGGCAGCAAGAGGCUGCUGCUGCUCAGCAGCAACAGCAGGCGCUUGCGCAAUACAAGGACGAGGCGGAGGAAGCUGCGCGGCGCAUGCAACAGCUGCAGCGGGAGCUGCAGGCGGCGCAGCUGGAGCAGCAGCUCCUGCAGCAGCGGGUGACUGCGGCAGAAGCGUCCCGAGACGCGGCGUUGGAGCAGCAAACCGCUGCUGCUGCAGAAGCGCAAAUGAAACAGCAGCAACUGGAACAAGAUGCGCAACAGCAACAACAGGAGCAGCAGCAGCAACUUACAUCACUGCAUUUGGCGUUGCAGUCUGCACAGCACUCUCUGGAACGAGCUAAUGACUCUGUUGCCGCACUGCAGCAGAGGGAAGCCGCUUUGCUGCAGCAGCUGCAGCAGCAACAGCAGCAGCUCACUUCUGAUGGGCUAGCGUUUUCCCAGCAACGGCGGCAGCAGCAACAGCAGCAACAGCUGGCAAGAUUGCAAGAGCUCCUCCAGCAGUCAAAUGAAGCAAAAAGCAAGCAGAUGGAGACCUUGCUGCAGCAGCAGCAAGAGCUCUUGGAACUUCGGCAGCAACUCCGGGCGUCUGAGCAACGACAAGAGCUGCUGGCAGCAAACGAGGAGCGACUGGUUGCAACAUGCAAUGCUGCUUUUGCACAGCAGAAGGAGCAGCAGCAGCAGCUGCAGCAGCUACAGCAGACCUGCUCGCAGCUGCAGCAACAAAUUAGCGACUCAGAAAGAGAGGAGCCCCUGGCAGCAAAUCAGAGGGCAGCAUUGCAGCAGGAAGUGUCAGUGCUGCGGGAGUCGCUGCGGCAGCUACAGCAGCAGCUGCAUGCCAGUGAGCUGCAGAGAGGGUCCGUGUUGCGGCUCUUGGAGCGCCAGCAGCAGGAACAGCAGCAGCAGCAGCAGCAGCCCAGCCCGGUUUUGCUGCAGCAACGCUGCAACGAGUACCGCAUGCAACUCCAGGCUGCGGAGCAGCAACUGCAGCGGGCAUGGCAGGAGAGCAACGAACUGAGGCAGCAGCUGCAGCAGCAGCAAGAUGCUGCAGUACAGCAGCAAGUGCUUCACCAGUCCCGCCAUGCGCAGCGUAAGGAGCAGCAGCUGCUGCAGCAACAGCUUCUCCAGCAGCUUAGGGAAGAAACGGAAGCGCUUCGCCUGCGCCUACGGGAGAUCGAGGCUCAGCAUGACCAGCAGCAGCUGUCCCUCGCUGCAGCAGAGCAGCAGAAGGACCUUCUGCAGGGUCGCGUGCUGCGGCAGGAGCUAGAUCUAGAGCAGCAGCAGCAGCAGCUGCAGCAAGCCGAACUCCUCGUACGGCAGCACCAAGAUGCGAAGGAGUUGGCAGAAACAGAGUAUGAAGGGCUGCGCUCCCGGUGCACCGCCCUCCAACAGGAGUUGCAACAACAGCAGCAGGAGCUGCAGCAGCAGCAACAAGAGCUGCAGCAAACGCGAGAAGAGGCCGCAGCGGCAAAAGCACGCUGUGAGCUGCUAGAGGAGGAACUGUCUUCUGCUGAGCGGUUUAGCAGUGAGAGCAGCAGCGCGCUGAAGCAGCAGCUGGAGCAGCAGGGAAGCUUGCUGCAGCAGCAGCGGGAAGCCGCACUAGAGCUGCAGCAGCGGUGUCUGGAGCUGCAGCAGCAGCUGCAGCGGAAAACGGAAGAGGACCAACGCCGCAGAGAAGCGUUGCAGCAGCUCCAGCAGCAGCAGCAGGAGCAGCAGCGGCUGCUGCGGCAAACGCAACUGGGCGCAGGCCAAGAGCUGCAGCAUCAGCAAAGAGCAACAGCUCGACUGGAGCAGAAACUAGAGCAGCAGCAGCAGCUUCUGCGGCAGGCGCAGCAGAAGGAGGGUGCUGUAGCAGCAGAAUUGGCUGAGGUGCAGCAACUGCUGCAGCAAGCAUUGGAAAGGGAGCAGCAGCAACAGCAGAAACAGCAGCAGCAAGAAGAGCAAAUUGAGCAGCUACAGGCAGAACUGCUGCAAAGGCACCAGGAAGUCGUAGCAGCACAAGGCCGGGCGAAGCAGCUUAGCGAGAAACUGGCAGCAGAGCAACAGCAGAUAGCAGCAAAGGAGCAGCAUCAGCAGCAGCUGCUGCACCAGCAACAGCUGCAGCAGCAGCAGCAGCAGCAGGAGCUGCAAAAGCUGGAGCUGCUUCAACAGCAGCAUGCGAGGACGCAGGAGGAACUUUCUACUGCACUGGAAGCCCUACAUGCGACCCAGCAUCGGGAGUUACAGCAGCAGCAGCUGCUGCAGCAGCUGCAGCAGCAGCUGGAGACGGUCGAUGUGUCUGAAAAGGACCUGGAGCACUCGCGUGACCAGUGGUCCACUCGCUGUGCUACACUGACAAGCCAGCUGCAGGAAGCGGCUGCUGAGCUGCAGCAAGCGCGUGCAGAUGCCGCAGAAGCGCAGAAAAAGCUGCAGCAGCUCCAGCAGCAACAUGAAAGAAUGAUCCAACUGCAGCAGCAAGCGACCGAGACAGAGCAGCAGCACGUUCUGCGUCUUACGGAAGAGCAGCAGCGGCUGCAAACUGCCCUCGAUGGAGCGUACGAUGAGCUGCUGCAGCAGCAGCAACGCUGCAAGGAACUGGAGAUACUGCUGCAACGAGCGGAGAAGAAUCAAAAGGAGGUGCAGCAGCAACAAAUGCAGCGCGCUGAGGAAGCAAAGCAGCUGCUGCAGCAGCUGCGAGAGGCAGAGGCGCAGCUACAGGAGGAGCAGCAGAAGAGUAGGGAGGCGCAGCAGAAGCAGCAACAGCUCGAGAGGAGCCUCGAAAGAGCUGCCGAUGAGGAACAGCUAUUUCGCAGCAUGCAGCAGCAGCAACAGCGCGAGCAAGAAGCCCUAGCAGAGCAGCAGCAGCAGCAAGUGCUGCAGCUGCAGCAGCAACUAGCUGCUGCGAGAGCAACCGUGCAGCAGAUCAGGCAAAGUCAACUGGAGGACCGCCGGAAGGCGCAGCAGCAGCAGCAGCAUAUUGCUGCGCUGCAACGUAGUUUGCAGAAGGCAGAAGAAGCUCGGGAGCAGCAGCACGAGCGGGUGCGCGGUUGGCAGCAGGAGCAGCAACGCUUGCUGUCUCAGGUGCAGGAACUGCAGCAGCAGCUGCAGCACGAGAAGGGUGCGCGGCGACAGCAGCAGCAAGAGCUGGCUGCGCUGCAGGGUGCAGCGAGCUCAAGCGAGAAGGAGAAAGAUGCUGCGCUGCAGCAAGCGAAGAAAGAGCAGCAGCAAUUAACUGACAUGUUGCAGCAGCUGAAACAGGAAGCAACGGACCGCAUGCAGCAGCUGCAGGAGGUGACACAGGAACGCACUCUGCUGCAGCAUGCAGCAGCUGACUUGGAGUCACAGCUAGCUCAGCAGCUAGCCGAGACGGAGCAGCUGCAGCGCCGAGCUGCAGCGCAGCAGCAGGAGAUGAGUGCCUUGCAGGCCAAGUUGCGGCAGCAGCAGCAAACAGCAGCAUCGCUGCAGCAUUUGCAGCAGCAGCACGAAACGACUGUUCAGGACCUCCGCGAAGCUCAGCAAGAGCUGAAGCAGCAAAAGCAGCUGCUGCAGCUCCAGGAGAGGCAGCUGCAGCAGUACCAGCAGCAGCAGCAACAACAACAAAGGCAACUGCAGCAGCAGCAUGGGUCGCUGCAGAAGCAGCUGCGUGCAGCAGAGAACUUACUCGCUGACAGUGCACAAGACUCAACAGCAGUUCGCGAGCAGCUGCAGCAAACACAGGAGCAGCUGCAGCAGUUGCGUCGAAAGCAGCAAGAGCAGGAGCGGCAGCACCAGCAGGAGCUGCUGCAGCUGCAGCAGCAACACAAAGAUAUGCAGCAGCAGCACAGCCGCGCCCUACAAGAGAAUGCAGCACUGCGGAGAGAGCACGAGCGUUUGCAGCAGCAGUUAGAUUCUGAGAAGCAGAGAGUAUCUCUGCUGCUGCAGCAGUUGCAGCAGCAGCAACAGAAGCUGCUGCAGAGCAGCAAGGGCGAUGCUGCUGCUCUAGAGUUGCAGCAGUUGAGGCAGGAAACACAGGAGUUGCAGCUGCAGCAACUGGCAGCAAAUGGGAAGAUCCGUUCGCUGCAGCAGCAGCUGCAGCAACGUGGCAUUGAGCUCUCUGAUACGCUGCAGCAGCUAAAGCAGCAGGCACAAGAAACAGAGCAGCAAUUACUUGCUGUGGGGGAGCUUACUGUGCAGCUGCAGCAGGCGCAGGAACAACAGGAAUUGCUGCAGCAGCAACUGCAGCAAGAGCAGCAGCAGUCUCAAGAUAUGCGUCGGCGCUUGCUUCAGCAAGCUGCAGCUGAGAACGAGACGCAGCAGCAACUCUUGUCGGUAGAGCAGCAGCAGCAGUUGCAGCAGCAGCUGCAAGCAGCAGAGGAGCGCAUACAGCAGCUGGAGCAGCAGCUGCAGCAGCAGAAGGAGCAGCACGCAGCGGUGCUUGAGGGAACCUUAGAGGGCAGAGCACUGCAGCAGCAGCUGCAGCAGCUAGCAGAAAAAGCAGCACAACACAGAACAGAAGCGCUGCAGCUGCAGCAGGAGCUGCAAAUGCAGGCAGAGCGCAUGCGAAAACUCAACAGCGAGAAGCAACUGCUGCUGCUGCAGAAGGAAACGGCAGAGGCAUCAGCAGCUGCAGCAGUGCGAGAGGCUCGUGAUGCUGCAGCUCUGCAGCAGAAGGUGCAGGAACUGACAGCAGCGCAGCAGCUGCAGCAGCAGCAGCAGCAGGAGCUGCAAAAGGACAUUGACUGCUACCGUGUGCUGUCCAGGCAGCUGAGGGCGGAAGCAGCAGCAAUGGCCAAAAGAGCAGCAAUCAUGGACUGGGAGCAGCAGCAGCAGCUGCUGCUGCAGCUGCAGCAACCCGGGGAGGCUCACCGCAACUCCAAACAGAAGCUGCGUUAUGUUGACAUUCUCCAUUCUCAGCUGCAGCGCGAACGCCAAAGAAGUCUUUCUUUAGAAAAGGAAGUGCAGCAGCUGCGCAUACACCUGAGCACUUUGGCCCCGCUGCGGCGGCUGCUGCCUUCGCUUUCCAAGCCUUCUUUUCUGCCUCUUUCUCAGCCUGAGGCGGCCCAAAAGGGUGCUGCAGCAGAAAGUGUUUCCAUUUCUUUGGGCUUUUCGAUGCUGCUUGGGGGGCCCCGCCGUCGCGUUUCCACUUCUUCCUUUUUGCUGCUGCAGCACAGCUAUGCCUUCAUAAUGCAGCAGCUGCUUUCUCUCGUCGGUUUAAUUCAAGAUGCAUGCGGAGACAAAAUCACAUUUAAAGUGCUCGACCUGCUGCCUCAUGCUGCAGCAGCUCUUUUUAACCCCCAGCCACCGUCCCCCAAGGCAGCUGUACAGACAGCCCAACGAGCUGCUGCUAAGGACGGGCCCCUCACCAUGAGCCAGCUGCUGCCCAUCUCUUCCCAAGCGGAAGCAGCAGAUGCAGCAGCAGCAGCAGCAGCAGCAGCAGCGUUCCCGCCCAGAGAGGAGGUGGUGGAGGCUGUGGCUGCGUUGAAGGCGCUGCUGCGGCAGCAGCUGCUGCUGCAGCCGCAGCUCCAGCAAAAGCAGCAGCAGCAGCAGCCAGUGUCGCUGCUGCAGCAGCGAGCCACGAGGCGCAGCAGGGGCCUAUCGCCCCGCGUCUCUCGCUGCUCUUUAUCCCUCACUCCUUCAGCUUCUUUGUCCCCCAGAAGCAGCGCAGCACCAGACCUGUCUUUGGUCCUUAGUACGCAGCAGCAGCAGCAGCAGCAGCAGCAGCAACGGGAACAACAACGGCAGCAGCAGCAGCUGCAGCAGCUGGAGCUGCAGCAGCUGCCGCCGCAGUUGGGAGAGCUGGGUGUAGUGAACAAGGGCUCUGGACGCUUCGAGCGCCCACACAGCAGUGUCAGUGCUGCGGGAACUGCAGCAGCAGCAACAGUUGCUGCUGCUGCUGCUGCUGCUGCUGCUGCAACGGCAGGCAGCAACUACGGCAGCGCCACCGAAGGCGACACCUCGUGUCUUUCUGAGGUGUCUGUAGAGUCUCUCGAAGAUGCAGAGGCUUAG
Molecule: messenger RNA, 16353 nt
Organism: Eimeria necatrix
Lineage: Eukaryota; Apicomplexa; Conoidasida; Eucoccidiorida; Eimeriidae
Exons: 12
Coding region: 1-16353 (5450 amino acids)
Source: RefSeq, a predicted model, not a curated record